AUGGAUCUCGAAAAGCAUGAGCAUAAGGCGUCCAUCGCCGAGGAGGCUGUCGUCCCAGUGGAAUAUGCUGGCUCUCCUCAUAUCCAAUCAAACGUCUAUGGAGAGACACGCCGAGGUCUGAAAAGUCGACAUAUCCAGUUGAUUGCGAUUGGUGGUACAAUGGGCACGGGCCUGUUCGUCGGCUCUGGCGCCAUCCUCUCCACAGUCGGCCCAGCCAACCUGUUUAUGGCCUACAUCGUCAUGUCUUUCAUCCUGUGGGCCGCGAUGAACUGCCUGGCAGAGAUGACCACGUAUCUGCCAACCAAAGGGGCGUCUGUUUCGUACUAUAUUGACCGUUUCGUCGACCCUAGCUUGGCCUUCGCUGCUGGAUGGAAUUAUUGGUAUGCCUAUGCGAUGCUCGUCAGUGCGGAGGUUUCCGCUGCUACAUUGGUCGUGCAGUACUGGACGCAUGCUAUCCCCGUCCCUGUACUGAUCACGAUAUUCCUCCUUGUAAUCCUCCUCCUGAAUAUAUUUGCCGUCUCGUGGUACGGCGAAUCCGAAUUCUGGUUCGCAAGCCUCAAAAUCCUCGGCAUCGUAUCCCUCAUCCUCAUCGGGAUCAUCCUCUUCUUCGGCGGCGGGCCCACACACGACCGUCUCGGCUUCCGCUUCUGGGACCACCCCGGCGCCUUCAAGCCCUACAUGGUCAGCGGGCCCACAGGCCAAUUCCUCGGCUUCUGGACCGCUCUCGUCCGCGCAGGCUUCGCAUUCGUACUCUCCCCCGAGCUCGUCACCGCCGCCGCCGGCGAGUCCGAGGCGCCCCGGCGGAACAUCCCAAAGGCCGCGCGCCGCUUCGUGUACCGCGUCGUGUUCUUCUACGUGCUCGGCUCGCUGGUCGCGGGGAUCAUCACGCCGAGCGACGACCCGCGGCUGCUGCAGGCGGUCAGCGCCGGGGCGAACGGGGCGGGCGCGAGCCCGUUCGUGCUGGGCAUACAGAGGGCGGGCAUCAGGGGGCUGAACCAUGUGUACAACGCGAUGAUACUCACGUCGGCGUGGUCCGCGGGGAACUCGUUCGUGUUUGCGAGCUCGCGCGCGCUGUACUCGCUCGCGGUGGCGGGGCAGGCGCCGCGCGUGCUGCGGCGGUGUAAUGCGAGGGGCGUGCCGUACGUCGCGGUGUGCGGGUCCGUGGCGGUCUCGUGCGUGGUAUACCUCAAUGUGUCCAGCGGGGCGGCGGUGGCGUUCCAGUGGUUCAUCAAUUUGACGACUAUCAGUGGGUUGAUUGCGUGGAUUGUCUUGUUUGUUUGUUAUAUCCGCUUCCGCCAAGCUAUAGUAUACCAUGGGGCCCUGGACACCCUCCCCUUCCGCACGCCUAUGCAGCCCUACAUCACCUGGUUUACCCUCUUCAUUGUGACCGUCCUCACAAUCACGAAUGGCUUCCAGGUCUUCUUCCCCGGUCAAUUCUCUGCGUCUUCAUUUCUAGCAGCCUACAUCACGAUCCCCCUGUUUCUCAUCCUGUACUUGGGGCAUAAGGUAUGGUUUAGAGGACCAUGGCUGAGGAGGGUCGGGGAUAUCGAUGUCUUUAAAGGGAAGGAGGAGGCGGAUCGGUUGGAGGCGGAGGAUGUGCCUCCCGUGCCGAGGAAUGUGUUCCAGAGAGUGUGGUUCUGGAUAGCAUGA
This is a messenger RNA of Gloeophyllum trabeum ATCC 11539, 1650 nucleotides long. RefSeq lists its product as uncharacterized. Gene Ontology annotation, cellular component: membrane. NCBI's taxonomy places the organism in Eukaryota, Fungi, Basidiomycota, Agaricomycetes, Gloeophyllales, Gloeophyllaceae. Gene Ontology annotation, molecular function: amino acid transmembrane transporter activity. The record is from RefSeq and is a predicted model, not a curated record. The transcript is spliced from 5 exons. Gene Ontology annotation, biological process: amino acid transmembrane transport. The coding region runs from base 1 to 1650 and encodes 549 amino acids.